AAAUUUUGUAGAGAGAUAGGAUAGGAUCAUAUUGAUAGCGGGAGAAACAGUCGAGAUUGUAGAGAGAGAAAGAGAUGGCUGAUUGGGGGCCGGUGGUGAUAGCGGUGGUGCUGUUCGUGUUGCUGAGUCCGGGGCUCCUAUUCCAGUUGCCGGGUCGGAAUCGGGUGGUGGAGUUCGGCAACAUGCACACCAGUGCAGUGUCCAUUUUGGUUCACACCAUUCUCUUCUUUGGUCUUAUUACUAUCUUCCUCAUCGCCAUUGGCGUCCACAUCCACACUGGCUAGCCAUUUUAACUAACAUCUUUUUCUUUUUUUAUAAAAUAGAUUUGGUUGCUUGCUUGGUUUAGUUUAAUGUUUUUUUGUUCAUGUGCUUCCUAUUGUUUAUCAAGUUGAAAGUAAUUCGAAUGAUUGGUCGGCUCAAUGUAAACCAUUUAAUUUUGUUCUUCCACUAUUAUAUAUAUAUGUUUGAUUGACAA
This is a messenger RNA of Salvia miltiorrhiza (redroot sage), 475 nucleotides long. RefSeq lists its product as uncharacterized. The record is from RefSeq and is a predicted model, not a curated record. The coding region runs from base 75 to 284 and encodes 69 amino acids. The transcript has a single exon. Lineage: Eukaryota; Viridiplantae; Streptophyta; Magnoliopsida; Lamiales; Lamiaceae.